Pomacea canaliculata is the source of this 810-nucleotide messenger RNA. RefSeq lists its product as uncharacterized. The transcript has 3 exons. Gene Ontology annotation, cellular component: mitochondrial large ribosomal subunit. Lineage: Eukaryota; Metazoa; Mollusca; Gastropoda; Architaenioglossa; Ampullariidae. The record is from RefSeq and is a predicted model, not a curated record. Bases 45 to 407 code for a protein of 120 amino acids.
UUUUUUUCUCUCACUACUACUUAUCGUUCCUGGGUCCUCUAAGCAUGUCUGCCCAACGUAUUGUAAGGAUAUUAAAACAAUUUCAUUUGCGGCCCGUAAAGAACAUGAAGUUUACUUUUGAUCCAUGUUCAAGGAACGUACUAUCUAUACGGGAGGUACUGUUUCAUAUGCACCUGCCAAAGAUUACUAGUACCAAUCAAAAUGUCGCAAUGAAGGUUGAUGUGAAAUCAGAUCGGUCAGAACCAGUUAUGGAAGUGUCCUUCGCUGAUGGUACCAAGGUGAUUGUAAAGACGGCCUACCUAUCUACUCUAGAGAUAUUGGACCGUUUAUUGGAAUUUUGCAAUGCAAAAGAUAAAAGCAAAGAUGAAACCCCCUUACCUCAAACAAAGGCUGCAAGAAAGAAAUAAGCUAUAGUAAUGGUUUUGUCAUUUUGUUAUUUUUUGCUUAAUGGUUUGUUUAUAAACAUAUCUGAAUGUUGCAUGUGUGUGUGUGUGUGAGUGUGCAUAAAAGAGACAAAGCAUGUCCACACAAGACCAUAUUUGAUACAUCAGAAAGAGUCAUAAUAAAAUUUAUCAUUCUGUCAUCACUGAUACAGAAGGAUCAUCAUUUUAUUAAACACCUUGCUGCAAGAUCAAAAGAAUUAUGAAUAUUAAAUUAUUUAAAGUGAAUGUUUCUAUCAUGUGGCUUACAUACAUUUUUUUCAAGGGUUAAAAAUGAUAAAGAAUAACAUGUGAAAUGCACAUAGAUAUAAGUUGUAUAGAUGUGAGACCCGAGUUAUGCAUGGAAAUGAAAAAAUCUGAUAUUAAUGUU